AGGAGGCUGACCUCUUUCCCGCGAUGACAGUUUCCUGCAGGCUCGCCGAGACGCCUCGUCGCCCUCACAGUAGGAUGUGCGGAGAGGGCGGAGGGCUGUGAAGGAGUUUAGCUGCUCGGCAUGCGGUGGACGAAGCCGAUAAAGUGAUUUUUACUUCAUUUUCCGGGAGCAGCGAAUGUCGCAGGUGGAUACCGAGGGGAAAUGAGUAACAUGAUGGAUGGUUCAGCAGGGCAGGGAGCCAGGGCCAACGGCCCCAGUUCAGCACCCAGCACACCGGUGAGCCCUGUGGGCCCACCUCUGUCCCCAGAAGAGCAGAGCGAACAGCAGCAGUCCUCCCUGACAGAUGUUACUCAGAUGUGGAUUAACUUUGCCAAGACUUUUGCCAUCAUCUUCCCCAUCUACGUCUUGGGAUACUUUGAGUUCAGCUUUAGCUGGGUUCUGAUUGGACUCGCAAUGCUUUUCUACUGGAGGAAGAACUAUGGCAACAGGGACUACAGGGUAAACCGGGCCUUAGCGUUCCUGGAGCACGAGGAGAAAGUAGCGAGGCAAAGUGUGCCAACCACAGAGCUACCACCAUGGGUCCAUUAUCCAGAUGUUGAAAGAGUGGAGUGGCUGAAUAAGACGGUGAAGCAGAUGUGGCCGUUUAUUUGCCAGUUUGUGGACAAGCUGUUCAGAGAGACCAUCGAGCCGGCGGUGAAGAGCGCCAACCCUCAUCUGAGCUCCUUCUGCUUCACUAAGAUUGACAUGGGCGACAAGCCACUGAGAGUGAAUGGAGUGAAAGUUUACACAGAAAAUGUGGACAAGAGGCAGGUCAUCAUGGAUCUGCAGAUCAGUUUUGUUGGGAACACAGAGAUUGACGUGGACAUCAAAAAGUACUACUGCAGGGCUGGAAUCAAGAGUAUACAGCUUCAUGGAGUGAUGCGGGUGGUGAUGGAGCCGCUGCUGGGGGACAUGCCUCUGAUCGGAGCCCUUUCGGUCUUCUUCCUCAACAAACCUUUGCUGGACAUCAAUUGGACAGGGCUCACAAACAUGUUGGACAUUCCUGGUGUCAAUGGUUUGUGUGACAGUCUACUCCAAGACAUCAUCUACAGCUACUUGGUGUUGCCAAACCGCAUCAACAUCCCACUAGUGUCAGAGGCCCAAAUGACUAAGCUCCGCUUCCCCAUUCCCAAGGCCGUCCUGAGAAUCCACUUCAUCGAGGCCCAGGAAGUGUUGCGUAAGGACAAGUACCUGGGAGGGCUGAUCAAAGGGAAGUCGGAUCCAUAUGGAGUCAUCAAGAUUGGGACAGAACUCUUUCAGAGCAAAGUCAUCCACGACACCCUGAACCCAAAGUGGAACGAAGUCUACGAAGCCUUGGUGUAUGAUCACUCUGGAAAAAAUAUGGAGAUUGAACUGUUUGAUGAAGACCCUGAUCAAGAUGACUUUCUGGGAAGUCUCAUAAUCGACAUGGUUGAGCUCCAGAAGGAACAGAAGAUCGAUGAGUGGUUUCCGCUGGAAGAGGUGUCCACAGGGAAGCUGCAUCUCAAACUGGAGUGGCUGUCUUUGCUGUCCACACCUAACAAGCUGGACCAGGUGCUGUCGAGCAUCAGAGCAGAUCAGGGUCAAGCCAACGACGGCCUCUCGUCUGCGCUGCUCAUUGUCUUCCUGGAUUCAGCCAGAAACCUUCCACGCAAUCCGUUAGAGUUCAACCAAGCGGGGCUGAGGAAUGCCUCGAUCAGUAAGGCCAUCAAGUCCGGCAAGAAAGUGACCAGUGAUCCCAGCCCGUUUGUCCAGUUCAGAGUGGGACACAAGUCCUUCGAGAGCAAGGUCAAAUAUAAGACCAAUGAACCGGUGUGGGAGGAAUCCUUCAUCUUCCUCAUCCACAACCCCAAAGUUCAGGAGUUGGAGGUUGAGGUGAAGGAUGAGAAACAUGAUUGUUCUUUGGGGACAUUAGCACUGCCCCUGCCUCGCCUGCUGGAGGCAGACAACAUGACACUGAACCAGCGCUUCCCUCUGAGGAACUCUGGACCGAGCUGCACCCUCAAGAUGAAGAUCGCUCUGCGGGUGUUGAGUCUGGAUAAGGACACUUCAGCGGCCUCAAAUUCAACCCCGUCCUCGGUGCAGGUCCGAAAAAAUGACUUCUCCAGCCCGACCCCACGGCCCUCUAGCUCCUCAGAGUCGUCCAAGCCUCCCCUCUCUACCUCAGGCAUUCCCCACUCGGCCUCCGUGCCAGCCCAGGAUGUGUCGAGCAAGCAGAAGGAGGCUAAAGAGACUGCGAAGUCCCGGGGAAGCACGGACUUUGGGCAGGGUGGCAGUGGAGGAGGUCAUAGCUUGGCAGAAACUGGGAGGAGCUUGGCAGAAACUGGGAAGAGCACCUCAAACCUGGCCAUCUCAGGCUCCCAGCAGUAUCUGGCUGGAGGCAAGGAGCCAACGCCAAGCAUUGCAUCGGACGUCUCCAACCCUUACGCUGCUCAGGAGCUGCAGCAGAGACUCGAGCACCUCCACAACGGUUCAGGCCCCAGUCAUUUCCCGCUCGGUGAGAUCCAGCUGACGAUCAGACACAGCUCCCAGAGAAACAAACUGAUCGUAGUUGUUCACAGCUGCAGAAACCUCAUAGCGUUCACUGAUCACGGCUCAGAUCCUUACGUCCGGCUCUACCUGCUUCCUGACAAACGGAGGUCGGGCAGGAGGAAAACUCAGACAAUGAAGAGAAACCUCAACCCGCUUUACGACACGACGUUCGAGUUCAAUGUUUCCAUCAUGGAGCUCCAGAGGAGGACUCUGGAUGUUGCCGUGAAGAACGGUGGAGGCCUGCUCUCCAAACACAAAGGCCUUCUCGGAAAGAUUCUGGUGGAUUUGAAUCAUGAGGAGAUCACCAAGGGUUGGACACAAUGGCACGAGCUGAGCUCGGACGGCCUGGCCAAGCCACACCAACUAUAAGUCGUCAUCAUUAGUACCUUCAUCAGAUCACCACACUUCCACUUUAUGCACGUCCAACUCUACAGUACAUGUUUUUUGUUUUCAUUAGCUCUGACUGUAAGAAACAAAGUGAUUGCGAAAAGCAGCUUUUGACACUCAUUUAAUCACAUCAGUCGCAAAGCAAACCCCCCCUUUAAGAAGUGAGAGUGAUCGGCUACAGAGAGUAUAUACAUGUAGAGAGCUAUACUACACAGUGUAGUGCUAUGGAAGCCUAUAUUCUAUAUUUAGAGAAGUAACUGUUUUUGUUUUUUUCACAUAGAAUGACAGGAGUGUGCAAGUUUGUAAAUAAUGUACAGUGAUGCUGGACAAAUCAGAGGAUGGGGUGUGUUGUAGAGGUGAGAGGGAGGUGUGGUGUCUUAUUGGCCAAAUGAUUGUUUGUAAUUUUAUUUUGUUUCAUUUUUAUUUUUUAAAUGGAAAAACAUUCUGGACAGAGUCACACCAAAGAGACGAAAAGUAUUCGGUUUAUUUCUGCGCUUGUAGGGUUUUUGGGUAACACAGCAAUACACUGGCUUUAUUUCACUGUAAGUGUGUGUGUGUGUGUGUGUGUGUGUGUGUGUGUGUGUGUGUGUGUGUGUGUGUGUGUGUGUGUGUGUGUGUGUGAGAGAGAGAGAGCCAGUUAAAAGGAUUGUGUGCACACAAAUGUGUUCACAUUUCUGACACGUUUGGGGGCUUACACUGAAAUAAGGCCGUUAUUUUAAGUGUUACUGCUUUGUUUUUUCUUUGUUAGUUUUUAAACUGAAUAUGAAUAGUUGCACUUUUUAAAAAUCUGUAGAGGAUCAUAUCUACUCAGUGUACGCGUUGCCUAAAUUCAUCUAAAGAGGAGUACUUUUUUUUUUUUAAACAAUAAAUACUGAAAUUAAAAUUUUUUUACUGUCAAGAUGAUCUAGAUAAGCUUUUUCAGGCAACAGUUUGUUUUGAUGAAAACAUUUCACUCUGAUCUCUGCUAGGAGAUGCUUAGCUUAGCUUAGCUUAGCUUAGCUCAGCGCAGCAUUCAGGUUUCUGUCUGUUGGGGACUUGUUGUUCUGCAUUUCUUCACUCGCUCUUUGGGUUAUGAUUAGGCACCAAAGCUCCUGGCUAGGUUUGGACAUUAAACCUGAGCAUUAAAAAAACAGCAAGCAUGCGUUUGUGAGAGGCUGGGAGUGAGAUCUGUUUCAUCACUGCGCACCGUCAUCAUGACACCAUCCAUACCUGAGACAUCAGCGGCCUUGGCAGAAUGGCACUACUUGACAUCCUGGGGAUGGGAAUAGUCCAGAUAACCUCACUGAUCAGUUUUAUUAUACCAUAAGCUGCUGUGUUAUAUAGAUUAUCUUUCCAUAUAGAGAAUUCAAUGUGUUGAAAUCAGUAGCAUUAUUAAUUAAAAUGAAUUAUUUAGGGUAUGACUGUGUGGUGGGACUUAAGCCCCAUGUCUCAUUUUUCCUGAUAGCUGAACAGCUGUAAGCCUGAUGAACUUGGUGAGAAUCAGCCAAAGAGCAGUCUGACACACAGACCCAGUAAAAACACUACCUGGUGUGUAUAUACUGUAUGGCUGUUUAGUGUCAGUCAUCAAGCUUUAGAUGCUGAGGCUGCAGAGACGGCUCAUUGGUAUGCUAAGCUAACUGACGCAGACGGCUGCUGAUUUUUAUAUUUGACAGAGAAAAUUAUUAGUCUUCUGUUUUCUCUCCCACCAUCAAACUGGUUUGUAUUUUAACAGGAGUAUUUUAAGGAUCACCCUCUCCUCCUCCAUGUAUUUAAAGCCACUAUGUGUAGAACUGCAAACUGUCCACUGGCGCCCUCCAUUGGUAGUAUGACAUUUUACAAUCACAUUUUAUGGUAGAGAUUGGCAUUAUAGGGCUGCUAUCCUGGAACGAGCGAAGGGUAGAGCCAAGAUUUUAUUUUGUAUUAAUUUAUUAUUGUCCCCUGUUAACGUCCUGUUGCCAGUCCUUGUUUAUAUUCAUUGGUGUAAUAAAAUCAUUUAUUGUGCUCACUGAAAUGAAAGCAGUUCAUGAUGGUCGCUCCACUUUUUUCCAGUUCUCACAUUAAAAGUCUUCCAAGUUUCUGCAGAGAAAAAGUGGAGCUGAUGGACUGCCUUUGGGGUGUUCAUGUUGGUUAUGCCCAGGCCUAUUUCAUAACACACACACACACACACACACACACACACAGAUUAGAAGAGUUGCAAAGAUUUCAGAGGAAUUUCUUUUAAUCACAGAGGACAUCUGCACAUAGUGGCUUUGAAAAUAUUACAUAACGUUACAUUUAAACUUUCGAUUGCAACGCUCACAGCAGGAUUUGUUGUUGUCAUCGCGGUGAUGUUCAUAUUUCCGCUGUCAUCGUUCUCAGCUGUUCGUGUAUUGUCUAUGGAUCAGCUUUAGUCUUAAUGUGGCAUAAAGGUUCAUUUUCAAAAUGCCGUCUGAAAGAAGGCGCAGCCAAUGACCUUCCUUUAUUCUCUGUGCAUUAUAUUAAACACUUUACAGCGGGUUUGAUCAUGUGACCCGACGCAGCCAAAGAACAGCAGUUUUUCUGCUGACAAAGGGAAGUGUGACCUUUAACUUUCACAAUACAACUACUAGAGUUUUGCCUUGUGUUCACAUCAAGCAUCAAGAAAGUAUUUUACAC
Messenger RNA from Archocentrus centrarchus (flier cichlid), 5550 nucleotides. RefSeq names its product extended synaptotagmin-like protein 2a (gene esyt2a). The transcript is spliced from 24 exons. Gene Ontology annotation, molecular function: calcium ion binding; phosphatidylcholine binding; phosphatidylethanolamine binding. Gene Ontology annotation, biological process: lipid transport. Bases 202 to 2919 code for a protein of 905 amino acids. NCBI's taxonomy places the organism in Eukaryota, Metazoa, Chordata, Actinopteri, Cichliformes, Cichlidae. Gene Ontology annotation, cellular component: endoplasmic reticulum membrane. The record is from RefSeq and is a predicted model, not a curated record.